GUGAGUAAUAGCGAGUUGACACCCUUACAUUUCAAGCAGCAUUGAUGUAUAUAGCGAGUUAUUUACGUUUAAAUUAACCUUCACUGAUGCAAAAUGUCUCGACUCGUGAAGAAAUCUCCCUCUGUCUGUACGGAUCUCCCUCUGAACAGCUCAGAUGUUUGUAACAAACUCCGCCUGAUGAAGGAGCUUCUCAAGUCUUCUUACGGUCCUACUGCCAGGCUGAAACAAGUUCAUAACGACAUCGGAGGGGCCGUAGUGACCACCUCCACCUCAUCUGUUCUCCUUCAAGCCAUUUCCUGUUCUCAUCCCAUCAUCAGUCUGAUAAAAGGCUCCAUUCUGAAUCACGUCUCCCGGUACAGUGACUGUGGUUUGUUCGCUUCUGUUUUCUGUCUGUCUCUAAUUGAAGAAGCAGGGCGUUGUGGCCUCAGGAAAGACGUGAUGAUCAGAGUAUACAAGCACCUUCUGUCUCUCUGCACUGCUCAUCUACAACAAGAGGACUGUGGUUGUAAAGUCAAGCUGGACUUUUGCAGCAGCCGGAGUUUGAUUACUUUAGCUCGCAGUGUUAUCGCCAGCAAACCGACUUGUGUGCUUUCAGAACCAGAAUCAGCCCACAUCAGCAGGCUGGCUGUUCAAGCCUUCCUACUGACUGUUCCUUGCAACAUCCCAGAUAAAGUCCGGCUUGGCAGAACAGUUACUAUCCCAAUAGAGGGACACUCUGUGCUGGAAUCAGCCGUGUUUUCUGGCCUACUAUUGGACACGCCUGAAAACAUUUCCCUUGGCAGUCUUUGUAGUCCACUGCGUAUGGUUCUGUUCAGUGCAUCUUUGGCUGGAGAUCUUAGUGAACUUGGAGAUGGUAGGAUCGAGGUGCAUCAGGGUGUGGACACUGACUCACAGAUCCUGGAUCAGCUUUUGGAACUUGGAAAGCAGGUGCUUAAAGAUGAGGUGAAGUUAUUUGUGUGUCAGAAGGUCAUCCACCCAGUGCUGCAGCACUACUUGAGAUGCAAUGGUGUAAUAGUCAUAGAGAGACUUGGAAUCAGUCUCAUGGAGCCACUUAUUCAGCUGACAGGUGCUCAACCUGUGGCCACGCUGCACACCACAAUCCCACGCGCAGCCUAUGGGGAGGUCCAUAAUGUCAGUGUCAGGCAGUUUGGAUCCAAGACAAAGAUACAUUUACACCCUGCUGGGAAAACAACCACCUGUACCAUGAUCCUCUGCCACAGGAAUGAAACGAUGCUGAAUGAACUGAAGCUGGUGUGCCAGAAGACGGAGCAUGUGUUGAGGCUCACUCUGAGGGAGCCGUGUGCUUUACUCGGAGGUGGCUGCACUGAAACCCACUUAGCUGCUUAUAUCAGAUACCAGAGCAAGAAUGAUGUUUCGGAGUCUUCACCUGUUUUGAGCUGCUCACAGACAGAGUACCUUCUUGCUGCUGAGGCAUUCUGCCGCUCUCUGGAGUCGGUGGCCACAUCUCUAGAGCACGACAACGGGGCUUCUCUCAUCGACCUGACUCACGCACACCACUGGACUCUCCCUUCAGAUGUUACAGAGGAACACCUGAAGGACGCUACGGCACUCUGUGGCUGUGGAGUGGUACAAAGCUGCCAAAAUAGAAAGUGGAGCUACCUAAACACUGAAUAUGCAGAGUUCUCCCCGGCACCCUUGUUAACAGCAGCACCACUGCAGCCGACCGUACUUGACUCCUUCACAGCUAAAGUUAACGCGUUAGAAGUUGCCGUGGAAACUGCUAAUCUUGUACUGGAUGUGAGAUAUGUAAUUCAGGAUGUGAACUAACUAUGAAGAUGUAUUAUCAACAAUGAGAUAACAUCACAGACACUCUUUUGCGAUUUUUUAUUUUAUUAUUAUUUUAUGUAAACAGUAAAUUACAUUUUUACUAUUAUUAUUCAGCAUGCAGAACACUCUGGCAGUAAAUUAAUACACAUCAAUAAAGCAUCCCCACUGUAAAGCAAAAUGGUGGCACCAUCAUGCUUUGGGAAUGUUGGUCUUCAGCAGGAAGCAGGAAGUUACAACCAUCUCUUCCAUGGAUCAUAAAGAGUAUUAUCCUCAACUCCAACGUCUUUCUAACCAUAUGGCCAGAAAGAGAUAUAAAGAGGAGCAGCAAAAGCAAAUGAGGAUUGGCAGAGCUUGUUAACAACAUAUGGUCUCAUCCAGGACAUAUUACUGUGGAACAUUGUCUCUACUGCCCAGAUAUUGAGCUGUUAGCAUGUCAUAACAGCCUUCAGAAUGUUCUUCAGUCUUCAGUGAGAACACUUUUCAGAUUUAUUACAAUACUGACUGCUACCAAAGAUCCUUCCUGUCCACAGCAUCACCAUCCAUGACAACUUGCUGAAGACACUUUAAUAUCAGUUACAAUAUUUAUUUUCCCUUUGCAAUAAAUUAUUUUUUUUAAUUAAAAUACAUUUUGAAUAGUGCAACACAUAAACACAGAACAGUUUUGUUCAUGUACUACUGUUUGCAAUCAGCAGAGCAUAAUUGAAUAUUAGGAGUACUGGUCAGAAGUUUAUAUGCAUUCAUCUUGCACUUCGGUCCCUCAGUGUUUGCAGCAGGAUGCUGCAUAUCUUCUAUAAGUCUGUUUUGGAGUGUGUAAUCUCUAUGGUCAUCAUCUGUUGGGGCAACAGCAUCAGAGCAAGGGACAAAAGAGUCGGUGAAAAAAGCUCAACAAGCCCAUAAAGAAGAUUGGCUGUUUUCUGGUUUGCUCAGGAGAUGAUGGUGCAAAGAAGAACUUUUUAUAAAACCAGGAAAAUUUCAGACAAUCCUUAGCAUCCUCUUCAUCAUAACAAAAAUAGUUUUUAGUCAGAGGUUUCUUCAAAGCUGCUGUAAUACAGACUGCUACAGAAUAUCCUUCCUACCCAGAGCCAUCAGCAUCUACAACAACUCUGAAUAAAAUUUUAUAAAAUGAGUUACAAUGUUGAACUACGUAAAGCCUAAUACCAGAAAUAAUGGUAAUUGGUCUGAAAUUUUAUAGUUCCUAGUUCAGAGGGUCAAAGUGCUUUACACUACAAUUAGUCAUCCAUUCAUCCAACAGAUGGACCAGGGAUUUGAACUAGCAACCCACCGUUUACAGAACAAACUCCUGCCUCAGAGAAUCAGAACAUCAAACUUUUUUUUUUUUAAUUGAACUGGUUAUUACUCACCUUUAAAAAACUUUAGCAAAGUUUCAUGAAACACUGAAUGGACUCCCACUGUUUUUCUUCUAAAAUGAUUUUUUUGUUACUUUUUUUAAAUAUAUAUUGACUAUUUACAAAAUAAAUGUCAAAUUCUAAUUAAAUAAUACUUCUUUCAUCUCUUAAAAAAUAAAUAAAAUUGCAGUUUUAAUGUGGGCACAUUAUAUAUAGUAAGUUAUGAAAUUUCCUUAAAAAAAAACAAAAAACAUUUGAUCCACUGACCAAUAAAACAGACCUGAAUAAAAAUACUAAUUGCCUUUACUUCACAGUUUUCUUCCAGUCCAGUCAAGUCAAGUUUAUUUGAACAUCACAUUUUAGCAACAAGACAGUUCAAAGUGCUUUACACCAUAAACACAUCACACAGUAUCCAGUUAUGAAACAAGUAAUAAACAUUACAUUUCAUCAAAUGCCAUCAUCAAAAUCAUCACAUAUAUAUAAAUUAAAUAUAAUCAUCAAUGUUCCUGUAACUACGAAUCAAAGGUAACUCUAACACAUGAGGGUUUAGCCUUGAUUUAAAGGAACUCAGUAAUGCAGCUGUUUUGCAGUUUUCUGGAAGUUGGUUCCAGAUUUGCAUACAUCACUGUAUAGUGCAUAUUGGUGUAUAUAACAUUUAA
This is a messenger RNA of Xiphophorus couchianus (Monterrey platyfish), 3793 nucleotides long. It is a transcript of the gene mkks, whose product is annotated as MKKS centrosomal shuttling protein. The record is from RefSeq and is a predicted model, not a curated record. Gene Ontology annotation, molecular function: ATP binding. Lineage: Eukaryota; Metazoa; Chordata; Actinopteri; Cyprinodontiformes; Poeciliidae. Bases 94 to 1788 code for a protein of 564 amino acids. The transcript is spliced from 4 exons. Gene Ontology annotation, cellular component: cytoplasm; kinociliary basal body; nucleus. Gene Ontology annotation, biological process: developmental process; cilium assembly; chaperone-mediated protein complex assembly.